UCAUGCUGCUGCCAGGUCCAGAGUCUCUCAUGGGUCCCUGUACGGCUCCCAUUGCUGCUGUCUCCAUCGCCACACUCUGCCAUGUGCCACUUUCAGGUCUCCUCACACUGCUGGUGUGUUCCAUUUUUUGUCAUAGGGUGCUGGCAGAUUACGGGCCUCCCAUAGCUGCUGCCAGGCCCCUAAUCUGCCAUGGGCCCCUGUACCCGCCUCCUCAUGCUGCUGCCAGGUCCAGAGUCUCUCAUGGGUCCCUGUACGGCCUCCCAUUGCUGCUGUCUCCAUCGCCACACACUCUGCCAUGUGCCACUUUCAGGUCUCCUCACACACUGCUGGUGUGUUCCAUUUUUUGU
Staurois parvus is the source of this 347-nucleotide messenger RNA. NCBI's taxonomy places the organism in Eukaryota, Metazoa, Chordata, Amphibia, Anura, Ranidae. The record is from the annotation of a GenBank genome assembly.